GUAAUACAGCUUCACGUCAGUAGACGGUGCUGCUGUGGAUCCACCAGGGAGACUCAAGCUCAGCUCUGCAGCUCAGAAACAAACAAGCUCUGGACUGAGAAAGACCUGAACUCUGGUCCUCUCUCUGUUGACCUACCACAGAAGCAGCGGGACACGAAAGUGGACGACUGUUGGUGGACUAAUCGUAUGAGCCGCGAAUCAGCCGCCGCUGCAGAACAGUGAGUGAGUCGACCUUAUAAUGGGGUCCAACAGUUCAAAAGGUCAGUGGCGGGGAGAGUUUGAAGGUCCCAAAAGACCUAAACAUUUACAGGAAAGGGUCAGGGACAUCCUGAAGCAACGGAAAAAACAAAUGCAAGACAGGCCGAUUAUUCCACUUGGCAGCCCGGCUGACACUGUCGCAAAGCAAGUAGGAGAUUACUUUGUUUUGCCUUUCAGCUAUGACAUGUGUGGUGGGACCGAUGGGAUUUGGCCUUUAGGCGGCUCAUUUGACCCGAGUAAAAUUAAACUGCUGAAUGAAAUGGUCAGAGAGGAGAUGAAUCCUGACUGGGAUUAUGGAUACAUGCGCAUAUGUGCUGCCAAAUGGGAAGAAAUAGCCAGAAAGCAUAAACCACCGAAAGCUAAAUCUAAACCAUCCUCCGCCUCGAUCAAACAUGUCAAACAAAAGCAUGACGAGACGUUGUGUUUGGUUGUUGACUUAAUCGCUGCUCAUACUAGUGCUGCAGAUGUCCAACAGCUCUCGGCUGCCCUGCAGAUUUGGAGCACUGCAGAGGAAAAGAUAAUGAAUAAAUUUCCAGAUAAAGUCAGGAAACAAGCCACUGCCCUGAUUCACUGGUGGAUUGACUUACAACCUCAGCCCAGUGUUGAGGGUUUGCUCAGACAGCUCAGAUGUGGGGGGGUAAAUCUUGAUUGGCUCAUUCAGGAGAAACACGAGUCGCCUCCUCAGCUUCCACAGUCGCCUCCUCAACUGCCUGAACAACCUGUUGACAGCAAGCCAGCAGAUAUUCCACAUGUUAAAGCAGAGGAAGGAAAGGAAAGUAUAAAAGAAAAGGAGGAUGGAAAUAUUCCAGAUGAUUCCCAGACGAAGAUUAUUUGUGUGACGGAAAAGCAAAUUCAGCAGAGAGAAAACGAGAGGGUUAUGGACGCUGACUGGUUCUUCAGAGAGUUCAGGGGCCAAUUAACAAACAUUCCUAACCCGCUUACCAAACUGACAGCCUUCCACACAUGGCUGCGCGUUAUUUGCAUUAUCUGUAACAUGCGUCCUGCUGGCGUCAGCAUGUUAUUGGACUUAGCUUACGGCUCCAAGUGGAAAAAAGUGAGCAAAAAUUUUCACAUCCCCAGUGCUGAUUGGCCAAACAUCGAUUCCUUGACAGCAUGGCUGGACGGCGCCUGUGUCGCCUCUAUUGAGAAAAGCGCGUGGGAGAACGCUGACUUCCUCGCUGUAAUGUGUUGCUAUCAAAAACCAAAAGAGCUGGUGACAGAUUUCCUGCAGCGUUUCGAACAGGUGUGGGAUUCCAGUGUAGGCGUAGCGAUGGAUUACAACAGCGGGUUUACGAUUUUCACUCUUGUAAAUUGCUUACAACCUGAUGUUGCAGAGAUUUUCAAACUGCAAAAACUUGACUGGCAAAUGUCAACCUUUGCUCAGGCCAAAAACAUGUUGUCAAGCAUGGAACAUAUGGGCAUGUUUGAGUCACAAAGCAGAGCUUUACAAACGUGGUCGGGAGGUUCGAGACAGUCACGCAGAGAUAAGAGAAGAGAUCAGUGCUUCAGCUGUGGAAGGUUUGGACACUGGGCCCGAGACUGUAGAGCUAAGAGAAGAGAUCAAUGCUUUUACUGUGGAAAGUUCGGACACUGGGCCAGAGACUGUAGAGCUAGAAUUCAUCAACAUGCUCUCACAUACGCAUAAACAGGCUGAAGUGGCUCCAGCUGCUGAAGUCAACGAACACUCCUCCACACAAAUAAUCCUCUUAAUUAACUCUCAUUAAAAAGACACUUCAUUGAUUUAUUUCCAUAAAGUUGGGGGACUUAAAGGAGACAUAUUCUGCACAUUUCCAGCUCUAUAUUUAUA
This is a messenger RNA of Thunnus maccoyii (southern bluefin tuna), 2065 nucleotides long. RefSeq lists its product as uncharacterized. The transcript has 2 exons. Gene Ontology annotation, molecular function: mRNA binding; translation regulator activity; single-stranded RNA binding. The record is from RefSeq and is a predicted model, not a curated record. Bases 239 to 1903 code for a protein of 554 amino acids. Lineage: Eukaryota; Metazoa; Chordata; Actinopteri; Scombriformes; Scombridae. Gene Ontology annotation, biological process: positive regulation of cytoplasmic translation. Gene Ontology annotation, cellular component: cytoplasm.